AUGGUUUUUAACUUAGAGGAAUUUUUGAAUGCACCAGAUGCGCGGUUACUUCAAACACUUAAGAAAGAUGAAUUGUUUGAAUUUGUGUCAAAGUUUCACUUGAAUGUAAAGCGCAGUGCUCGGAAAAUAGAAAUCAACAAUGUUGUGAUUCAGUAUUUAGUUCAGAGAGGUAUUUUAGAUGAUAGUGCAUUGUCAUUGGUUGAAGAUUUGAAAUCUAGUGAAAUUGAAAAAAGAAAUUUUGAAUAUGAAUUAGAGUUCAAGAAAUUAGAAAUUGAACAAGAGAGAGAAAGGCAGGCAUUUGAAAGAGAAAAGAGAGAAUAUGAAAAAGAGAAAAGUGCGCAAGAUCGAGAACAUGAGUUACAGAUUAAGAAAUUAGAAUUUGAGACUCAAAAGAUAAAACAUGAGUUAGAACUUGAGGCUAAGGCCAAAUCAAAAUCUGACUUUGAUGUGACAAAGAACAUAAGACUUGUCCCUAAAUUUCAAGAGAAAGAUGUUGACAAAUAUUUCAUUCAUUUUGAGAAAAUAGCAGAAAAUUUGAAAUGGCCAAAAGAAUUCUGGCCACUAUUGUUACAGAGUGCAUUUGUUGGGAAAGCGAGGGAAGUCUACAGUGCUUUGUCACUUCAGCAAAGUACAGAUUAUGAUGUUAUUAAGAAAAGUGUCUUAAAAGCAUAUGAACUUGUACCAGAAGCCUAUAGACAGAAAUUUAGAAAUUACAAGAAAUUCAAUGAACAGACUCAUGUUGAAUUUGCGAGAGAGAAACAGAAUAUGUUUGAGAGAUGGUGCACUUCUAAAAAUGUUGGGUCAAACUUUGAAAGGUUGAAACAGGUCAUUUUGAUUGAGGAAUUCAAAAAUUGUAUUCAACCUGAAAUUAGAACAUAUUUAGAUGAGCAGAAGGUUGAGACUCUUGAGCAAGCUGCGACUGCGGCUGAUGAUUAUGCACUAACACAUAAGGUAUCUUUUGUAAAACUCAGUACUAGUCAGCAGAAGAUGGUCAUCUAUGACAGUUCUCGAGGGGGACCAGACACUUCACAGGUAACACAACCUAAGAUGGCGUACUCUGAGAUCAAAGGUAGGGACAAGAAUAAUGAAACCUUAAAGCAGUUUGAGAACACUGCUGUUAAGUCUGUAGAACCAGAGUCUGAUGUUCUUAGAGAGGAAUUUAAGCCUUUUGUAUUCAAUGGUUUAGUGUCGGUUGGUACCGACUCACACCCUAUAAGAAUUUUAAGGGAUACAGGUGCUUCUCAGUCUUUGUUACUAGAGGGCGUGUUGCCACUGUCUGAGAAGACACAUACUGGUUCUGAAGUGCUGAUUCAAGGUGUAGAAUUAGGACUUAUGAAAGUUCCUCUUCAUGUUAUAGACUUGAAGUCAGAUUUAGUCUCUGGGUCUGUGGUCGUAGGCGUUAGACCUACUUUACCUGUUAAGGGAGUUUCUCUUCUGUUAGGUAAUGAUUUAGCUGGGGGUAGGGUGGUACCUGACCCAAUCAUUUGUGAGAAGCCUAGUCUUAUAGGAGAGAUAGAGGAGGAGAAUAAAGAGUUAUUUCCUUCAUGUGCUAUUACAAGGGCUAUGGCGAAGAAAAUAGGACAUGCUGAACAGACGGUAAAUCAGAAGUUAGAUACAGGGAAGGACUUGUCUAUAGAUCUUGAUGAGACAUUUUUGUCAGCUAUGUUAGAUUCAGAAAGUCACAUUUCCUCAGAGGAUCAGCAGUCUAAAGGUGAUGUAUUUGGUUAA
Messenger RNA from Saccostrea cuccullata (small rock oyster), 1728 nucleotides. RefSeq lists its product as uncharacterized. The transcript is spliced from 2 exons. The coding region runs from base 1 to 1728 and encodes 575 amino acids. NCBI's taxonomy places the organism in Eukaryota, Metazoa, Mollusca, Bivalvia, Ostreida, Ostreidae. The record is from RefSeq and is a predicted model, not a curated record.